This is a messenger RNA of Penicillium verhagenii, 852 nucleotides long. RefSeq lists its product as uncharacterized. The record is from RefSeq and is a predicted model, not a curated record. Bases 1 to 852 code for a protein of 283 amino acids. NCBI's taxonomy places the organism in Eukaryota, Fungi, Ascomycota, Eurotiomycetes, Eurotiales, Aspergillaceae. The transcript has a single exon.
AUGACGGCGUUUUCUGUUGAUUACGACAUAGAGGCCCUCAUUGACAAGCCGUUCAACACGGACACUGACAACAACUGGAACAAUGUCGCCAUCGUUACUCGAACCGACCAAGGAAUGGGCCUCACAGUCAUCAAACUGACCAUCAACCCACUGAAGAAUCCACUACAGAGAGCGGAAGUUUAUGACUCCUGGAAGAGGAUUGUGCUUACCAACCUCAAACACCACCAAAUGGACGGCCUUAUUGACAGUGAUCUUCCAAGACCGGCGAAGAACGCUAGUACAGCGAGUGCAUGGUUCAAGGCAUCCAAGACCAUUGGUGAAUGGCUCAUCGCCAACAUCAGUACCGAGAUCUACAACAAGAUCCAAGCUCGUACAACCGAAUCGCUUAUCUUUGCCGACGACAUCUGGAAAGGAAUAUACAAAGAGAUGCGCGGCUUCGGCAUGCACCAAGAGAUGAUGCAAUGUGGUGCUUAUGCUAGUCUUAGAAGGGAAGACUUCCCUACAACAGUCGCAUUCAUUGAUGAGUACUGUGCGCAGAACAUGAGGUUGAAGGAACGCAAGAUGGGUGUCGAGGCUUAUCAUGCAAUGAUGAUACUCUUGUUUCAAGUUCAACAAGUCGACGUACGUGACAUGGCUCUACAAACAAUGAAAGAGAAGAACCUCACUGCGCAGACGUUCACAUACAACAACUUCUGUGAGUAUUCACAAGAUUUGAAGGGUCGAGUCUUAAUCAGAGAAGGAGAACAGUCUUCCUCUUCUAUUCCUGCAUUUAAUGGAACUUCUUCUUCUUCUUCCAACGACUCCAACAAGCCGGAUAUCAAUCACAUGAUCCCAUUUGAUUCCACCAGUUAA